AAAUCAGUGUACCACGUAUCGAUUCUGCGUUAUUAUUUGAUCCUCCUAUUGUAGGUGAUUCGAAAUUAAAUUUCGAAAAUGAACCUGAUAGGAAACCAGUAUACGAUCUAGAUGACGAUAUACAAUCGAAACAUAACGUAAAGAAGAUUUAUAAACGUGGUGUGGAAGUGUCAUGUGAACCCAUUACUAUUAUCGAUCAAAACGUUUCAAUUUUGAGUGAAUUAAAAAGAUUUGAUGAAAGUAGAAAUAUCCUUAAAUUUUAUGGACUCUCGAAAGUUGAUGAUGAUGAUGUGUUGGUAUUUGAGUGGGCAAGCUUGGGAAAUUUAAAGUGUGUUUACGAAAAGAAGAAAAUUCCUUGGGAUUUAAAAGUAAAAAUUGCACGAGAUAUUUGUCAAGGCUUAUUAUAUUUAAGUCACGCUGACAUUUUUCAUCGUGAUGUUCGAUGUGAGAAUAUAAUGAUGACUCAUUAUAUGGAACCAAAGAUCACUAAUUUUUAUCUUGCCAAACAUGCGACAGAGAUAGGACAUGAUAAUGAAGAUGGUAAUAUCUCGGAUUAUAUCUUGAGAAUUAUUAAUUGGUAUGCGCCUGAAAUGAUGCAAAAGAAUGCCAUAUAUACACACGAAUGUGAAGUUUUUAGGGUUCCCUAUGAAAAAAUGAGUAAAGAAGAAAUUGUUACUCAUGUUACAAAUGGUCGUAGAGAAUCUCCUGAUCCACCUUUUUAUACAUUGGAAUUUCUUAACAUUCAAAGUAAAUACUUAAGAAUCAUUGCUGAAGGAUGGGUUAAUAAACCAGAAAAAAGAAUUAGAAUGGAUGACAUUCUAUUGAGAUUCUCUGAUAUUGAAGCUGACUUUACUAAACCUAAGAGAAAUAAUUCAGGUUCUGUUCAUUCAUCUGAUCAACUCGACCAACGUUCACAUAUACGUACUAGGGCUGCUUCAGUUCCG
Dentiscutata heterogama is the source of this 944-nucleotide messenger RNA. The record is from the annotation of a GenBank genome assembly. Lineage: Eukaryota; Fungi; Glomeromycota; Glomeromycetes; Diversisporales; Gigasporaceae.